Messenger RNA from Emericellopsis cladophorae, 4653 nucleotides. RefSeq names its product ABC transporter-like protein. Gene Ontology annotation, molecular function: ABC-type transporter activity; ATP hydrolysis activity; ATP binding. NCBI's taxonomy places the organism in Eukaryota, Fungi, Ascomycota, Sordariomycetes, Hypocreales, Bionectriaceae. Gene Ontology annotation, cellular component: membrane. The record is from RefSeq and is a predicted model, not a curated record. Bases 1 to 4653 code for a protein of 1550 amino acids. The transcript has 3 exons. Gene Ontology annotation, biological process: transmembrane transport.
AUGACCACCCCCUUUGGCGCUGGCGGCAACGUCAAUGCCGCCAAGGCCUCAGAGGGCGCCCCUCUCACCUCGGACACCCACGGCCAGCACGAUGACCACGAUGAGCCGCAGCCUUUCUCUGCCACCUCAAAGGUCCCCGGCAGCACGGACAUUGACGACACGGAGAAUGGUCCCAGGGACGCCUCCCCGUCCGACACUCUCAAGGAGGACAGCUACGACGACGGCGAGGAGGACGAUGGCGCCGAGAUGAGGCGGCGGAGCUCUGUCGUCCAGGCCCUCGCACGCAGCUACUCGAGGACGUCUGGCGUCGCGGGCGGCAACCCCUUCUUCGCCGGCGAGGACUCCCCCCUCAACCCGGCCUCGCCCAACUUCAACGCAAAGCACUGGGCAAAGUCCAUUGUGGAGCUCGUCCACCAGGAUGGCGCCAACUUCCGCUCCACUGGCGUCUGCUUCCAGCACCUCAACGUCCACGGCUUCGGCGAGGCCACCGACUACCAGGCCGACGUCGCCAACGUGUGGCUGGGUCUCGGUGGCCUGCCCCGCAAGCUCACCGGCGGCGGCAAGCAGCGCAUCGACAUUCUGCAGAACUUUGACGGCCUUGUCCGCAGCGGCGAGAUGCUGGUGGUUCUCGGGCCCCCUGGAUCCGGCUGCUCCACCAUGCUCAAGACCAUUGCCGGAGAAAUGAACGGUAUCUACCUGGACGACGGCUCCUACUUCAACUAUCAAGGCAUGGACGCAAAGGAGAUGCACACCCACCACCGCGGUGAGGCCAUCUACACCGCCGAGGUCGACGUCCACUUCCCCCAGCUCUCCGUGGGCGACACCCUGACCUUUGCCGCCCGUGCUCGCCAGCCCCGUCAACUGCCUGAGGGCCUCGAAAGGAACGCCUUUGCCGAGCAUCUCCGCGACGUCGUCAUGGCCAUGUUCGGCAUCUCCCACACCAUCAACACAAAGGUCGGCAACGAGUUUGUCCGUGGCGUGUCCGGUGGUGAGCGCAAGCGUGUCACCAUCUCCGAGGCCGCCCUGUCCGGCGCCCCUCUCCAGUGCUGGGACAACUCGACCCGUGGUCUCGACUCGGCCAACGCCAUUGAGUUCUGCAAGACCCUCCGUCUGCAGACCGAGCUCUUCCACAGCACCGCCGUCGUCUCCAUCUACCAGUCGCCUCAGUCGGCCUACGAUCUCUUCGACAAGGCUGUUGUCCUGUACGAGGGCCGCCAGAUCUUCUUUGGCCGCGCCGACGCCGCCAAGGCCUACUUUAUCAACCUCGGCUUCGACUGCCCGGCGCGUCAGACCACGCCCGAUUUCCUGACCUCCAUGACCGCGCCGCACGAGCGUGUGGUCCGCCCUGGCUUCGAGGGCAAGGCCCCGCGCACCCCCGACGAGUUCGCCGCCGCGUGGAAGAGCAGCCCCGAGUACGCGGCUCUGCAGGCCGAGAUUGAGGAGUACAAGGUCGCCCACCCCAUCGGCGGCCCCGACGCCGAGGCCUUCCGCGCCUCCAAGAAUGCCCAGCAGGCCAAGGGCCAGCGCGUAAAGUCUCCCUACACCCUCUCGUUCAUGCAGCAGACGCAGCUCUGCUUGUGGCGCGGCUGGAAGCGCCUCACCGGUGACCCGACCCUCAGUGUGGGCGCCCUGAUCGGCAACACCGCCACCGCCCUGAUCAUUGGCAGUGUCUUCUUUGACUUGCAGGAUGUGUCGAGCAGUUUCUUCCAGCGCGGCGCCCUGCUCUUCUUCGCUUGUCUCAUGAACGCCUUUGCCUCUGCUCUCGAGAUUCUGACCCUGUACGCCCAACGGCCCAUUGUCGAGAAGCACGCCCGUUACGCCCUGUACCAUCCGUCCGCCGAGGCCGUCGCCUCCAUGCUCUGUGACUUGCCCUACAAGAUGACCAACACCAUCGUCUUCAACCUGGUCCUGUACUUUAUGACCGGUCUGCGACGCGAGCCGGGUCCGUUCUUCUUCUUCCUCCUCAUCUCGCUCUUCACGGUCCUGUCCAUGUCCAUGAUCUUCCGCACCAUUGCCUCGUCUUCGCGCACGCUCUUCCAGGCGCUCGUGCCGGCCGCCCUGAUCAUCCUCGACCUCGUCAUCUUCACCGGCUUCGUCAUCCCCAAGUCCUACAUGCUCGACUGGUGCCGCUGGCUCUACUACCUGGACCCGCUGGCGUACGCCUUCGAGGCCCUCAUGGUCAACGAGUUCCACAACCGCCAGUUCCCCUGCGACGAGGUCGUCCCCAGCCAGGGGCCCUACGCGGACGUCCCAUUUGAGAACAAGGUCUGCAGCUCGGUCGGCGCCAGACCCGGCCAGGAAUUUGUCAACGGAGACGCCUACGCGGCCUCGCAGUUUGACUACCACUGGGAGAACCGCUGGCGUAACCUGGGCAUCAUGAUCGCUUUUAUGAUGUUCUUUCUGGUCACGUACAUGAUUGGCGCCGAGCUCGUCUCGGAGAAGAAGUCCAAGGGGGAGGUCCUCGUCUACCGCCGCGGCCACAAGCCCGCCGCCGCCGCCGUGGCCGAGAAGAAGCACACGGACCCUGAGGCCGCCAUGGCCAACAUCGGGCCCGUCGUCACCGCCGAGCGCAGCCGCGGCCAGAACAAGGAGGGCGCCAUGCUCCAGCAGCAGACCUCCGUCUUCCAGUGGCACGAUGUCUGCUACGACGUCAAGAUCAAGAAGGAGACGCGUCGCAUCCUUGACCACGUCGAUGGCUUUGUCAAGCCCGGCACCCUCACCGCCCUCAUGGGUGUCUCUGGUGCUGGCAAGACAACUCUCCUCGAUUGUUUGGCCGACCGUACCAAGAUGGGCGUGAUCACCGGCGAGAUGCUCGUCGACGGGUCCCCUCGCGACACAUCCUUCCAGCGCAAGACCGGCUACGUCCAGCAGCAGGAUCUCCACCUGCAGACCACGACCGUCCGCGAAGCCUUGAACUUCUCUGCUAUCCUCCGUCAGCCCGCCGACGUCCCCAAGGCUGAGAAGCUCGCCUAUGUGGAGGAGGUCAUCAAGCUUCUGGACAUGCAGGAGUACGCCGAUGCUGUUGUCGGCGUGCCCGGCGAGGGUCUCAACGUCGAGCAACGUAAGCGACUCACCAUUGGUGUCGAACUCGCCGCCAAGCCCCCGCUGCUCCUGUUUGUGGAUGAGCCGACCUCGGGUCUCGACUCCCAGACCUCGUGGGCCAUUCUCGACCUGUUGGAGAAGCUGACCAAGGCCGGCCAGGCCGUCCUCUGCACCAUCCACCAGCCUUCCGCCAUGCUCUUCCAGCGCUUCGACCGUCUCCUCUUCCUCGCCAAGGGUGGCAAGACCGUCUACUUUGGCGACAUUGGCGAGAACUCCAACGUCAUGAUCGACUAUUUCCAGCGCUACAGCGGCCUCACCUGCCCCGAAUCCGCCAACCCGGCCGAGUGGAUGCUCGAGGUCAUCGGCGCCGCCCCCGGAUCCCACUCGGACGUCGACUGGUUCAACGCCUGGCGCACCAGCCCCGAGUACGCUGCUCUCCAGACCGAGCUGGAGCGCAUCAAGGCGGAGCGCGCCGGCGCCUCGGGUGCGCUCAAGGAGGACCAGGGCAGCUACCGCGAGUUCGCCGCCCCCUUCAUGGUCCAGCUCAAGGAGAACCUCUUCCGCGUGUUCCAGCAAUACUGGCGCACGCCCGUCUACAUCUACUCCAAGACGGCGCUCUGCACCCUGGUCGCGCUCUUCAUCGGUUUCAUCUUCUUCGACGCGCCCAACUCCAUCAUGGGUCUCCAGAACCAAAUGUUUGCCAUCUUCAACAUUAUGACCAUUUUCGGCCAGAUUGUGCAGCAGUCCAUGCCCCAGUUUGUCAUCCAGCGUGAUCUCUACGAGGCACGCGAGCGACCCUCCAAGGUGUACUCUUGGAAGGUCUUCAUGCUGUCUCAGAUCAUCGUCGAACUGCCCUGGAAUGCCCUGAUGGCCGUGCUCAUGUACUUUUGCUGGUACUACCCCGUUGGCCUGUACAACAACGCCACCGGCGCCGUGGCCGAGCGUGGCGCCCUGACCUUUUUGUUCCUGCUCAUGUUCAUGCUCUUUACCGGUACCUUCUCGACCUUUAUCAUCGCCGGCUUCGAGACCGCCGAGGGCGGCGCGCAGAUCGCAAACGUCAUGUUCAUGAUGUGCCUCAUCUUCUGCGGUGUCCUCGCCACGCCCGACGACAUGCCUCGCUUCUGGAUCUUCAUGUACCGCGUGUCCCCCUUCACCUACCUCAUUUCCGGCAUGCUCUCCACCGCCGUGGCCAACACGGACGUCGUGUGCGCCGAGAACGAGUACCUUCCCAUCAUCGCCCCGGACAACACCACGUGUAGGGAGUACCUGGGCCCCUGGCUCAGCGGCGCCGGUGGCUAUCUCCGCAACGAGGAUGCCGAGACCAACUGCGAGCUGUGCCCUCUGGCCACGACGAACGAGUUCUUGGCUGGUGUCCGUGCCGACUACGGCGACCGCUGGCGAAACUUUGGUAUUCUCUGGGUGUACAUCUUUGCCAACAUUGUCUUCGCUCUCUUUGUCUACUGGUGGGUGCGCAUGCCCAAGAAGGCCAAGACUGCCAAGCAGGACAAGAAGGAGUCGGCGGCCACCGCGCAAUCCCACGUCUCGGACGAGAAGACGGCGGAGCGGCAGACUUCGGCUGGAUCCGACGAGCCCGUUAAGGAGGUGAAUUGA